Molecule: messenger RNA, 619 nt
Organism: Equus quagga
Lineage: Eukaryota; Metazoa; Chordata; Mammalia; Perissodactyla; Equidae
Gene: RPL11
Product: ribosomal protein L11
Exons: 6
Coding region: 34-570 (178 amino acids)
Biological process (GO): translation
Cellular component (GO): cytosolic large ribosomal subunit; ribosome
Molecular function (GO): structural constituent of ribosome; RNA binding
Source: RefSeq, a predicted model, not a curated record
CGGAAGCUUCACUCUCUCUUCCUGUUCCUCGCCAUGGCGCAGGAUCAAGGUGAAAAGGAGAACCCCAUGCGGGAGCUGCGUAUCCGCAAGCUCUGCCUCAACAUCUGCGUCGGGGAGAGCGGGGACAGGCUGACCCGGGCCGCCAAGGUGCUGGAGCAGCUCACUGGCCAGACCCCGGUGUUCUCCAAAGCUAGAUACACCGUCAGGUCCUUCGGCAUCAGGAGAAAUGAGAAGAUUGCCGUGCACUGCACAGUCCGUGGGGCCAAGGCAGAAGAAAUCUUGGAGAAAGGUCUAAAGGUGCGAGAAUACGAGUUAAGAAAAAAUAACUUCUCAGAUACUGGAAACUUUGGUUUUGGGAUUCAGGAACACAUCGACCUGGGGAUCAAAUAUGACCCAAGCAUUGGUAUCUACGGCCUGGACUUCUACGUGGUGCUGGGUAGGCCAGGUUUCAGCAUCGCAGACAAGAAGCGCAGGACAGGCUGCAUUGGGGCCAAACACAGAAUCAGCAAAGAGGAGGCCAUGCGCUGGUUCCAGCAGAAGUAUGAUGGGAUCAUCCUUCCUGGCAAGUAAAUUCCCGUUUCUAUCCAAAAGGCCAAUAAACCGUUUUCAGUGAAAUGUA